Molecule: messenger RNA, 965 nt
Organism: Dimorphilus gyrociliatus
Lineage: Eukaryota; Metazoa; Annelida; Polychaeta; Dinophilidae
Source: the annotation of a GenBank genome assembly
AUUCUUGACCAGCUUGUCCCAGCUUUACUAUGCAACAGAAAAUGGAAUACAAAUGUAUUUUAGAUGAAAAAACUUUGAAAAAGGCUAAAGAAGAGUUGAAUGAAGAUCCGAAUGACCGUUUGGCCGCAGUUGAUUCACUCCGAAAAUGGAUUAGUGAACAAAAAUAUAUUAAAUGUAAUACGAGUGUUGAGUUUCUACUACCAUUCUUGAGAACUGCAAAAUUUAGUCAAUUAAGAGCAAGAAGUAUAUUAGAAGGCUAUCACAAAACUUUAGUUGAAAAUCCAAAAUGGUUUGCCAACAUUGAUAUAUGUGACAAAUCCAUUCUUAAAUUUCUAAAUCAAGGUUGUAUGUUUCCUCUACCUGGAAAAGAUAAAGAAGGAAGGACCCUUGUUUUUCAAAGAAUCUCAGCAAUGGAUUUGAAAACAGAGCCUUCAGUGCUGAUGAGAGCUUUCUGGGCACUUUUCAUUUAUCUUCGAAGAGACGAAUAUCUUCAAGUUCAUGGAUUGAAAUUAAUUGCUGAUUGUACCGGUUACACUAUGAAACAUUUCAAUAUCAUCCCUUUCGAAGAUAGGAAAAAAAUGCAAAAGUUUUGGCAAGGUAACACUCCCUACAGAUUUAAAGGAUCAAUAAUGUACAACAUCGGACCAAUAUUUGAUACAAUUUUUAGCUUACUUAAACCCAUAAUAAGCAAAAAAUUCCAGAGUCGAAUGCAUGUUAUAUCUAAUUUUGAAGAAGUCUACCAACAAGUUGAUAUGAAAUAUAUUCCCAAUGAAUACCUUCCAGAUGAUUAUACAGGAGAGAGAGCUGGUACUUGCCAUGAAAUUAAUGAAAAAUUUAUAGAGGAUAUCAGCAAAUAUCGAGAGUUCAUCUUGGAAGCUACUGAUGAUUUAAAAUAUGGGAUUGAUUUAGCUCUUAAAGAUAAGUCAGUACCCGAACAAUCAUUUAGGAAAUUAAAUGUUGAAUAA